Molecule: messenger RNA, 1164 nt
Organism: Coniosporium apollinis CBS 100218
Lineage: Eukaryota; Fungi; Ascomycota; Dothideomycetes
Exons: 1
Coding region: 1-1164 (387 amino acids)
Biological process (GO): protein import into peroxisome matrix
Cellular component (GO): peroxisomal membrane
Molecular function (GO): zinc ion binding
Source: RefSeq, a predicted model, not a curated record
AUGUCCACCCACACCUACCCCUUCGCUACCUCCCCCGACAUAAUCCGCACCCACCAAAAAGACGCCUACUUCGCCGGCACGCUCUCGACCUCGCUCUCCUCCCUACUCCGCUCAGCCCUCGGGGCGCGCUUCGCACACGCUCACGCGACCGACGCCCGCACCGCCGCUGAGCUGCUGUAUCUGGCUCUAACAACCGGGGUUGGGAACAGGACGCUUGGGGAGGAGUACUGCGAUGUUGUGCUUAUUGAGGGCGAGACCGGGCGGCUUGCGGGCGUGGGGAGGCGGGCGGGGUACAUACUAGGGAGUGUGCUUGUGCCGUACGGGCUUGGUCGAGUACUCCCAGCCUUUCGACGGCGGGUGCGCGAAACGCUUGAGGCGCGAUUGCGCGAGCCGCCAAAGCAGAAAGGGUCGCAGCAGCAGCGGACAGCCAGGCUACGCAGUUUAAAGAGGAGGCUCAUGGCGUAUAUCCUAGCAAACCUCGACACCAUCACCUCCCCCGCUCCCAUCUACGCCGCCAGCCUCGCGACCUUCUACUUCACCGGCGCCUACUACCAUCUCAGCAAGCGGCUCCUCCGCCUCCGCUAUAUCUUCACACGGCGCGUCGAGCCCGGCGACCAGCGCGUCGGGUACGAGGUGCUGGGCGUGCUGCUCGUGCUGCAGCUAGGCGUGCAGGCGUGGUUGCAUUUACAGGAGGGCGUCCGCUCUGGCGUUGAAUCGGGGAUGGGUGGGCAGGCCGAAGCCGGCGCUGGCGCUGGCGCUGCAGCGGCGAAUGCGGAGGCUGUGGCGGGCGGGACGGCAGUGCUAGACCACGGCGUCGAAGUCUCGUUAAACCCGAACGACUAUGCCGCGAACAACGCGCUCCUUCUCUCCGAGUCACCCCCCACGCACCACCACCCCGCCUCAGAGCUCCAGCGGCUGACCCACACCCCCGCCUCGCCCCUCCCGCGGUACGAUCUGGCGAACCCGGCCACGAUGCAGUGGAUAAACGGGAAGCAGGCGCGCAAGUGCACGCUGUGUCUGGAGCCGAUGCGGGAUCCGGGCGUCACGACGUGUGGGCAUGUGUUUUGUUGGGGGUGUAUUAGGGAUUGGGUGGCUGAGAGGCCGGAGUGUCCGCUUUGUAGGGGGGUUGUGCUUGCGCAGCAUGUUUUGCCGCUGAGGGGGUAG